AUGUUGUGGGAGGUGGUGGUGGGAGCUACGCUGCUGACACUGGCCGGGGGGAACUACCCCCAGUUCGACGCCAACACCCAGAUGAGCAACCUCCUCCUGCCCGCAGACGCCCGGGUCGGCUCCGUCAUCUACAGGCUCAGGGCUACAGACUCCGACAGGGACUACCCUCUCAGGUUCGCUGCAACGGAUUACGGCUCCUACGUCGUGCGGGUCGAGGACCUGCCGUGCAGCAGGAAGAGCUCGGCCUGCGAGGCCAAUGUGUUCCUGGAGCGGAGCGUAUCCCCGGGUCAGGUCUUCAAGUUCCGGCUGACGGUGAGGGACACUUCCGGCGACACCACCACCUCCGCGGCGUCCAUAAGGGUCACUGACGGCGUUACCGACUUCCAGAAUGUCUUCCCCCACAUCCCCGGCGUCAUCAUGAUUCCGGAGGAUACCAAAGUAGGUACAGAGUUGGAGUAUGUUAUAGUUAGGAAGCAUCCUCGUUCUUUAAGACCUGCGCACUUGGAAUUGGUCGGUGGAUCAGAAUUCAAGAUCAACCAGACAUCAAAGAAGGAUACAACGACUGGGAUCAUAUUAUUAACACUGCCACUAGAUUAUGAAGUGAAAACUAUGUACAAAUUAUCAGUUUAUGCUAUGGGAAUGUGGACGGAUACCGACACUGACAGCAGAAACGUUGCGGGUUUUGAGCUGGUGGUUGUCGUCAGUGAUGUACAAGACACUCCCCCUGUUUGGGAUGCGAUAGCUCCAAUCACGAUGCUUAGCCCCAACCUCACGAAGGGAGACACGGUGUUGAAGGUGACUGCUAAGGAUGGGGAUCGAGGCUUGCCCAGGGAAGUCAGAUACGCUCUAGUUGCUGAGAAGAAUCCUUUCACAGUAUUCUUUGACAUCGAUCCUGUUACAGGAGUCAUCCGCCUGGUACGAGAACUGCGAGAGCUGACUGCUAUAUCGCGCUCUCAUCAACCCAUCCUCCUCACAGUAGUCGCUGAAGAAGUGGUACCCGAUGGAGGUGUCGGAGACUCCAGCACAGCGACUGUAGCCCUGCUUCUUGGAGAACUAGGAAACAGUCCACCAUUCUUUGAGAGCAUGAGUUACUCCACUCAUUUACCUGAAAAUAGCCUGCAAGGAACAGUGCUGGUGUUCGAUGACAACUAUAUUACUACAGUUAAGGACAAUGACAUGGGUAAGCAUGGUGUAUUUGCACUAAGCUUGGAAAAUAACAAUGGCACCUUCGAAAUCUCUCCUGCGGUAGGAGAAAGGGAAGCCGACUUUGUCAUCAGAGUGAGAGACAACAAACUCUUAGACUUUGAAAAGAGAACUCAACUGGUCUUUAAGAUCUGGGCUAGAGAAGUGAACCCAUCUGAGAACCCGCUUUCAACCAGCGUUGACGUCACGGUCUUCUUAACAGACGUAAACGACAACUUUCCUGUAUUUUCCUCAGCCAAUUACAGUGCGGAGGCGCCUGAAAAUGUUACAGCAGGUUACAGAUUGGUACGGGUGGAGGCUAGUGAUGCGGACACAGGGGACUUCGGCGUUGUCAAAUUUACUGGAAUCUAUGGCAAGAAUAACAACUCUCUCAGAAUAGAUGAAGAUACAGGCCUCAUCACCAUAGCUACGGACAGGCAUGGAUUUGACAGGGAACAAUCCUCUUCAUACCGAUUUCAAGUGGAGGCACGAGAUGACAGAGGUAAUGGAAACAGAGCCAGGGUUGAAUUCUUUCUGUUCGUGCUCGACGUGAAUGAUAACGUUCCAAGAUUUCUCAAAAACCCGAUGGAGUUCAUUCUAGGGCCAGAAGGGACCAAUUUCUCUCAGGCAGCUUAUAUCAAAGCUGUUGACGACGAUUCAGAACCUCCUAACAAUGUGAUACGCUAUGAGAUCCUCAGCGGCAACUAUGACAACAGAUUUGCUGUUGAUCAAGAGAGUGGAGAGAUGUCUGUGAACGUUGGUGGAAGAAGAGUUCGGCAAGUGACUUUGGUUGCUACCCUCCUCGUGAGGGCAUACGAUUUGGGAGUUCCGACCCUUUGGACAACCGGUGAAGUCAAAAUUCUUCCAGCUCUUAGCCAAUCGAGAAUUAUGCAGUUUCUUCUGCCAGGGAAGAAUCUAGACCCUAGAUCAGUAGAGACUACGCUGACCAAAGUGACUGGGGCCAGCAAGGUCAUUAUACACAGGAUACAGCCAUACACUGGUCAGCAGGAGGGGCAGACCACGGACCUGAGCAGUCCUGAUGGCGGAGAGAAGAGCAUUGUGACAGCAACCAUCCUCUAUGACAAGAAUGCAGUCGUCGAUUUGGACGAUUUACAAAAGAAAUUUACCAGUAUUGCAAACAGGAACUCAUCUUCUGUUAUAAUUACGCACAGAGUAGAGGAACCUGAGCCAGUUUAUAGAAGUGAAACAAGGGUUUUAUUCUGGAUUCUUCUCAUUUUCCUUCUUCUUCUUCUCUUGGGCAUCCUGACUCUCAUCCUCUGCUGUCUUUGUUCUUGGUGUCCCUACUACGCUUUUUUUCACAGCCUAGUGAGGAAGAAAAGCAGCAGUAGAAGUAGAAUCGUUGCCAUAGCUGCGGAGAAGGAGAAGCCAGCCGAAAAAGAAAACAAGUCUGUACAAGCGGAGUGGCAAAGCGCUCGAGCUAGGAGAGAAGCGUGGAGUGCCGAUGAGAGAAGAAUGUGGCACUUCGGUGGAAUCAAUGAUACUCCUCGCCGACUCUUACUGAUCCCAGAAAGGAACUAUAAUAAUCAAAAUCAACCAAAUGUUGUCUACACAAGGCAGGUUGAAGAACAAGCUGAGAAACCAAGACAACAAAGACAAGACAUUCUACUGAUGGAAGAUAUUGAUGGAACUGAAUACCAAGUUCUGGACCCUUCGAGACUUCGAGAACCUUCAACGAGGCAAUCUAUGUUCAUUCGGGAUGGUGGGGCAGAAAUAUUACGUCUUGUGACAAGGGGAAGAAAUGGAUCGGAAGAAGAACCUCAACUGAAUCAACCUCAAAGACCUUUUACUUUAGAGAACAAAGAAACAGAAGGUAAAGUAACCAUAAUGAAGCGAUUCAUAGAUGAUACCAAUGGACAACAGAUGCAUAAUAAAGAUGAUAAAGUAGAGGAGAGCAAACUCCGAAUACCCGGUGAAAUCGCUGAAGAAAGUGAAGAAGAGAAAAAGGAAGAUUUAAUGAAAAGAGUGAUGGAUCUAGAUGUUGAAAGAGACAUGUCUACAGCCGAUGUCAAUCGUUUAACUUCCAUACAAAGAGAUAUUCUUCUUACUCGUUUCCUAGUUGAAGAACAAAGACGAGCACGAGUGGAAGAUACACAAAGCUUACCUGGAGUAGUAACCAUGGCAACACAAACUGAUAAACAUGCGGAAACACAGACAGACCAUGUGUAUUUCAAGAGAAGAUCCAAAAGUGACAAUGAUGAAUCGCCUUCAGAUUCAGAAGAAACUGCCAAAAGAAAAUUAAAGCGAAGGCGAAGAAAACAGGUUGGCACAGUUGAGUUCCGCCCGGCAAGCCGAAUCGAGAUAAGUUCUCCUAUCUUUGAAGAAGGUGAAGAACUAAAACCACACAAUGUAAACCAAACGAAAGCUGGUUUACUUCGACAAACUGCAGUCAAAUCAAGGCUAGAUGAAGAAAACAUUAAAUUUCGAAGUAGCAGUGAUCAUGAAUCGACAUUUAGGAGGAGAGACGUUCUCCGUUCCCUUCAAGUUACUCCUAUAAAACAAAUGAAUAUAAUUAACAAUGUUCUCGUUGAACAUAUCCGUUAUAAAGAUCCCCCAUCUCUUAACACGCAGGAGACAAACACCGAUUCCAUGGAUCUAUCUAAUAGCAAGGAAAAGCAAAAACCAGAUAGAGGAGGGAUCAGAUCUCAGCCACCAACUCGAGAACCCUCCAUUACUCCAUCCGCAGGGCUGACUCCUCGGUCACAAUCACAAGCCAGGGCUAAAACUACUACUAGAUAUAUGGACUGGUACAAAACUAAAAAGGAAACACGUCAGAAAGAGAAGCAAGAAAAAGAUCCUAUCUUUAGGGCUCCGUCACAAAACAGGUUCAGAAAUAAAAAUCUAGUCGAAAAUACAACACAUACAAAAGAAAGGAAAAGAUGGACUGAUAAAGACGAUCAAGGUACAAACCAAAAACAAACAAUGAUUAACUUAAAACCAGAACCUGUCAAAGAAGAAGAAAUUGUUACCAGGCAAGAUAGGCUCAAUCAAGGGCUCGAUUCUGGCACAGCCUCACCUUAUCAAUUAGUUCCAACACAAUUAAAGAACCAGCAUUUUCUGGAGAAAAAAAGCAUCUUCACGAUAGCAUAUGACGACAUGGAAACUAAACAAUUAAGACUAGAUUCGGCUUCGUCCCCGUAA
Nezara viridula (southern green stink bug) is the source of this 4341-nucleotide messenger RNA. Lineage: Eukaryota; Metazoa; Arthropoda; Insecta; Hemiptera; Pentatomidae. The record is from the annotation of a GenBank genome assembly.